AAGAAGGGAGACAAUCGAAGAGAGAGGGCACAUGUUUAAUGCGUCUGAUCAGCGGAGAGACAGCAUUGUACGAUCGAACCGGUGGCAGAGAAAACCCCGACUCGUAUUUAGAAGAAAAUCAAUUCAUUGCAGGAGAAUAUGUAGACUCUUUUAGAAGAAAUAGACAGACGUACGCAAUUUUGUUCCCAUGGAAACCAACACAACUGACCAUUCAUCCAUGGUUUGAAACCACGAGAAGACGGUGCCGGACGGUAAUCUGAGUUGGAAUCACAUGCUGCCUUGGAGGUAGUUGACUGACCGUGCUACGCUUGUGCUGUCAUGGAUCUGCUUUGUUUAGAGAAGGGAGUCGCUUGUUGCUGGCAGACGUUGCUCAUCUUUACAAAGGUGUAACAAAUUGUUUAACCCGUCAGGAUUCAUUGCUGGAGGACACAACAGAGGCUCUGGCAGCAUGAGGAAACCUGUGGGUAGAUGCCGGCGGGGUGUGGCGAGAGCGUGGCGCUACCUGGCCCGGAGGUCCAGCAUCAACUUGAUGUUGUGUGGAUGCUGUACGGUGUCACUCAUCAUCAUGGCGGUCAACCUACACGGGUCACAAGAUACAUCAGCUGAUCACGGGGUCAGAGGGCGAUUCCCUGACGUCAUGGGGAUGUUCCGACAGAUGGAAAUACACCAUCAUCCACAGAGCGACCGAGGAUUCCAGAUCAAAGAAGUGAAGAGCGACAACCUGACUUACUACGACCUGUUUCCGGUAGGCCGACGCUUUAUGGCAAGGGAGAAGCAAGUGCAGGACGGGUGUCGGGGACGGGAGACGGAUCUUCUUGGUCUGUCCUCGGAGAAGUGGGCAUUUGAUCGGAUAGAGGUGGACACAGACAGGGGGACUUUGUACUGUCCACUGCUGAAGGUCGGCUCGACUUUCUGGAGAAGAGUUUUCUAUGCAAUGAGACAAAACUCAACAAUAAACACUCCCUAUGACAUCAGCAUCAACAAAGCACUGAUGUCUAAACGGGAGACACUGCACAAGCUACUACCUUUGAAUAGAUCAUCAACACAGCAGUACUUGAAAGAAUCUGUAAAUAUAAUGUUUGUUCGUGAGCCAUUCUCCAGGUUAAUCUCAGGAUACGUGGACAAGCUGUUCGCCCCAAAUCCCUACUUCUGGACUGUCAUCGGCAAGUUCAUCAUAUCAAAUUACAGAAAAAAUCCGAGCCCCCAAAGUCUCCGUUGUGGCCAUGACGUGACGUUCCCAGAGUUCGUGCAAUAUGUGGUGGACACAGAGGCGAGGAAUGACCCCCACAGGGACGCACAUUUCACCCCCACAUAUGACCAGUGCAAGCCCUGUCAGAUUCCCUACAACAUCAUUGGCAAGAUGGAAACAUUCAAGGACGACACUGCUUUUAUACUGAACGCUCUUGGUUAUAAUGUCAGUACAAACUCGCUGAGGCUGUGGUCGUUGAAAGCAGAAGAGGACGCUGUCAUUGACUCAACGCUUAGUCCAUUUGGGUGGAAGAAGAAAAUACAAAAAUGUAUGUCCUUUCACGAGGCAGCAAAACGUAUUUGGCACAAAAUGCAAAUUAGAGGAAUUGUGCGCAAGGAUUACGCGAUGCCCUUUACCGUGAGGAGCCUUAAGACAACAUCCUCCCGUCAAUUUAUCGAAGCUAUGCUAAAAGGGCGGCGUUCACCAGAUGUCCAUGGAUUUCUGAAGAGUCAAAAACAGGAGGUCUUACAGAGAGCGUAUCAACUUGUUCCUCGAGAUGAUCUUGAGCGAAUCAGAAAAUUUUUCAAGCCUGACUUUGAACUAUUUGGAUAUGACAUGUACCCAAAGCAUAUAUUUCCAGAUUAUCCGUCACACACCGGAAAUAAUUGGUUAUUUAAUGUGUCAGGUGUUUGAUGACGUAGCGUGUGUGUGUGUGUGUGUGUGUGUGUGUGUGUGUGUGUGUGUGUGUGUGUGUGUGUGUGUUGUGUGAGCAUGUAACGUGUGUGUUAUUCAUGAGUAAUGAUAGAGCUUGAGAGUGAUGUCAAAGUGUAGAAAACAUUUGUAUGUCUGAAGAAAACGUGAAAUAAAUAAAAAUACAUAGGAAGAGGU
Messenger RNA from Haliotis rufescens (red abalone), 2077 nucleotides. RefSeq lists its product as uncharacterized. Gene Ontology annotation, biological process: carbohydrate biosynthetic process. The record is from RefSeq and is a predicted model, not a curated record. The transcript is spliced from 5 exons. Gene Ontology annotation, cellular component: membrane. Bases 449 to 1882 code for a protein of 477 amino acids. Gene Ontology annotation, molecular function: sulfotransferase activity. NCBI's taxonomy places the organism in Eukaryota, Metazoa, Mollusca, Gastropoda, Lepetellida, Haliotidae.